Messenger RNA from Pipistrellus nathusii (Nathusius's pipistrelle), 684 nucleotides. The record is from the annotation of a GenBank genome assembly. NCBI's taxonomy places the organism in Eukaryota, Metazoa, Chordata, Mammalia, Chiroptera, Vespertilionidae.
AUGGGAGACGCCGGGAGCGAGCGCAGCAAAGCGCCCAGCCUGCCGCCCCGCUGCCCCUGCGGCUUCUGGGGGUCCAGCAAGACUAUGAACCUCUGUUCCAAAUGCUUUGCUGAUUUUCAAAAGAAACAACCAGACGAUGAUUCCGCUCCAAGUACAAGUAACAGCCAAUCAGAUUUGUUUUCCGAAGAGACCACCAGUGACAACAACAAUACCUCUAUAACCACGCCAACUCUUAGUCCCAGCCAGCAGCCGCUUCCGACAGAACUGAAUGUAACUUCACCAAGUAAAGAGGAGUGUGGGCCAUGCACAGACACAGCUCAUGUCUCGUUAAUCACACCAACCAAAAGAUCCUGUGGUACAGAUUCACAGUCUGAGAAUGAGGCUUCACCAGUGAAACGGCCACGACUACUGGAGAACACUGAACGACCUGAGGAAACCAGCCGAUCUAAGCAGAAGAGUCGACGUCGGUGCUUCCAGUGCCAAACCAAACUGGAGCUGGUGCAGCAGGAACUGGGAUCGUGCCGCUGUGGUUACGUGUUCUGCAUGUUACAUCGCCUCCCCGAGCAGCAUGACUGUACGUUUGACCACAUGGGCCGAGGCCGGGAGGAAGCCAUCAUGAAAAUGGUGAAGCUGGACCGGAAAGUGGGGCGCUCCUGCCAGCGCAUUGGGGAGGGGUGCUCGUGA